Molecule: messenger RNA, 2646 nt
Organism: Danaus chrysippus (African queen)
Lineage: Eukaryota; Metazoa; Arthropoda; Insecta; Lepidoptera; Nymphalidae
Source: the annotation of a GenBank genome assembly
AUGUCAUUCAGAAAUUAUUAUGAAACUUCAUCAUACGGCAGAAACCGAGAUAUAGGUAGAAAUACGAGCACUUCUACAGAGAGAGCAGGUACUGUUACAGCAAAGUACACAACAACUCCUUCCUACAAAUCUUCAAGUAUACCCAUAGUAAAUGAUCGAUCUGCUCGAGAAGAAACUCCAAUAUCAGCAAUCGCAAAUCGGUAUGCAAGCUACAGUAAAACAGCUACCGAAAAAUCUUCUCCCAAAUAUGAAAAAAAGGAUUAUUCACUCAAGCUGUCAGUACCUACAAUUAAUACAAAUAAAAGCAGAGAUGGCAGUCCGGUUUCAGCAACAUCAAAAUAUACUCUUAGUAGAACUUCACGUCAUUCUAGUCCUGAUAGAAGACCCAUAAAAAGUUUUAAAGAAAAAAGGCACGGUAGUCCUGUUGAACGUGACAAAGACAUUCCAAAUAAGACUGAUAAGACCUCGAACUAUAGUGGUGUGUCAAAUUACAAGCUCUAUUCCCGUGCAUCCUCUUAUACAAGACCAUCACCCCGUUCGGAAGUAAAGCCAGAAGUUAAUGUAAAUCGUUAUGCAAUUGGAAAUCGUUUAUCUACAUCGAGUUAUCUGAGAAGCCCUACUCCAAUCAAACGUCCUUCUGUGUCGCCUGUUAAUGUAAUUGAUGUGAAUAAAACCGAAAAUCUUAAAGCCCCAAUGUCAAAUGUUCUGGUCAAGGAAGACAGUCAGAAGGAGGUUGUUAAAAAUGAUUGUCUAUUAAAUGGAUCUGAUAUAGUUAUAGAGCCAAAUGAAGAUAUUGAAACUAUUACAGUAAUCACACGGCAUACGUCUCCUACGCCACCAGGUUCGUCUACUUAUGUGAGAAUGAGAAGGGCGGAUAUGGCCAAAACAAUAGAAAAAAUUAUUUCACGUCCAAAGAAAAGACCCACCUUGGUAGAUAAAGAAAUGCAAUCGGAUAGGCUUGAUGAUCCAACUAGAUCGAGUCGAUUUGGCAGUACUGGUAGAACUAGUAUGACAAAUUGGACAUAUUACUCACCUAAUGUUAAUAGCUACACCGGUUACGCGGGAAGAUACUCAACGCAGUAUUCAAAUCUACGAGAAAGUAAUGCUAACUCUAAUGAUAGAAGUAGUCGAAGUAGAAGCAAGGAACCAGUAGAAAACAAAAUAUUAAGCUCGCAAACUGAACAUGAAAGAGUUAAUGACGGACAAACUUCUAAUAAUGCAACAGAAUUUGAGGAAAAGAAUAAUGAAAACAAGAAUGAGGAUACUUCUGAAAUAAUUAUAAACGUUAAUCUCACAUUGAAACAGACACGAAGUUCUUCAGCUGUGUCCUCGUCAGAGUUAAUAUCUCCAGAAAUCACAAUAACUAAUAGUCACCAAUUACCUCCCCAACCUCCUAAAUCAGAAAAUAGUAAUAAAAAUAAGAAAAAUAAGGUCCGAAAAUCUAGUACGGACUCUUCUUCCGAUUCAUCGUCUAAAAAGGUUGUUAAAAAAAGAACUAAAUCAACAAGUUCUACAAGUUCAGAUCAAGGUACCGAAAAACUUCAAAAGGCGAAAGUUUCUAAGAAUAUAAACCAUACAAAAUCAUCUAGUGACUUACAGAAAGGUCCGUUAAAAUUAAAAUAUUCGAAAUGUAGGGAGAAUAAUAGUCCAGAAACAAGUGUCACCUUAUCCACUCAAUCAUCAAUUAGUGAAGACGAAAAUACAUCAAAGUCCAACAUAAAAGACAUAAUUAGAAAUUCCAAAGGGGAAAACUCACCAUCACAGACUGACCCAAUAUUAAAACAAAUGACACCAAAUAAAAAUGAAGGCACGGAAGACGCCAAAUCCUUUUUGAUUCGAGCUUUAGCACCGGUAACGAAUCUUUUUAAAUUGAGACAUCAAGAUAAUUCAGAAUGCGUUCGCAAAGAGAGUUCUGAAGCUGAUUUCAAAGAAUCUCCAAAUAUAAAAAACGAAAAUAGUAAAUCUAAAAAUAAUACUAAAAACAUUAUUGUAUCCAAUGAAGAUGAAUUCGUCACAUUAAAAGGAAUACGACAUGUAGAAUCAGGUGAGCGUUCAAGGUGGCUGGAGUCAGAUUUCGAAAACACCAAUAUGGAACAAGAUCGAAAUCAGGAAAGUUACUCUGAAAACAAAAUUUCGGAAGCAAACAAUUUUAAGAGAACUUUAAAACCAAAUUGUUUUCCAGACGAUGAGAAACCAUGGUGGUUAGAUAGCAGUGCUAAUAUUCCAGAGGGAAUUGAAAGAUUGACUCCUCCAAGGAAGUCUUCUAGUGAUAGUGAUAAAAGUGAAAAGUUUUACCAUUUUAAAAUUCGACAAAUAGAUUCCGGUGAAAGAAAAGAUUGGUGGCUGUCUAAUAGCGAUCAAACUAGUACUGGUAAUAAAUCAGAACUACCUAAUGGUAUCAAAUUAAGCAAAUCUGGUUCCGAUCAAAAAAACUUCCCGAUGAAACGAAUUCGACAUGUUGAAUCUGGUGAGAGCCCUUGGUGGUUAUCUAGCGAAAAGAACAUUCCCGAAGGCAUUGAAAAGUUGCCAACGCCACCACCCCAAGAAGAUAGUGAUUCUUCAGAUUCUGACGAAGUUCAAGAAUACAUACCGCCUAGUCAAAUGCCCCCAUUCCCUUUGCACUCGAACCUUUGUACACGUUUAUAA